Messenger RNA from Prorocentrum cordatum, 888 nucleotides. The record is from the annotation of a GenBank genome assembly. Lineage: Eukaryota; Dinophyceae; Prorocentrales; Prorocentraceae.
AUGGGGAUGCUCGUGGCGCUGUCGUGCUACUGCCUCGUUGUCAUGUUCACGCUGAAGCGGAAGUCGAGCUCCAUGGCAGGCCACAUGCACACCAUCACUGGGGCACUGCAGAUUCUGGUCGUGCUGUGGGCGAUCGUGCAAGAGCGUUGCUUCCGCGAGGCACCUGGCGCAGAGUGGGCGGUCCUGACGUUCGUUGUGUACAUGGUCAACAACGUCACGAUGUGGCCACUGCUCAAGUAUUUCAGGGGCCAGGAGGUCCACAGGAUGCUGUUCAAGCUUGCCUAUUCUUUCAUCCUCUCCUUCCAGGGGAUCCUCGUGAUCGCCUGGUCGCUGCAGUACGAGUGGCUGUACUGGUUCGUGAUGCCGUUCUGGUUCUACAGCGCCAAGAAACUGUUCGAGGCGUCGGACAACGUCGUAGCGCUGCUCCCUGACGGAGCUCUGCCAGUGCCUGGCAUGCAGGCUGCAGCGCGACAGCGCGUCAGCGGUAUCGAGCCCGACACGCUCACCAUUGUGUACUCGGCCUUGAAUUUUGCUGGCGCAGUCUUUGACAAUAUGUACAUGGCAGUCUACACGUGGCGAGGGCCAACGGGCUUCUGGGGCUGGUCCCUGGAGAACAUAGAAGGGGUGAACGACCACCUCCGCACGGGACUCACGAAGCCUGCCUUUUGUUCACUGACCAUCUCUGUUCUUGUGUUCUUGGGGACCCUCGUGCACCGCAAUAUCAUCAGUCGUGAAGUGGCCCUCGUGCUGAACGUGGUGUUGGCGAGCGCAGGGCCGUGGCUCAUAUUGUAUUAUCAUAAGCUUGUCGACUGGUCAGAGCCAUGGCAGCCAGAGAUAAUGGGCAACUGGGGCAGCAUCCCAUACUUUCUGCAAGGCGUUACACAGUGA